This is a messenger RNA of Lingula anatina, 1274 nucleotides long. Its product is annotated as small ribosomal subunit protein mS29. Gene Ontology annotation, molecular function: structural constituent of ribosome. NCBI's taxonomy places the organism in Eukaryota, Metazoa, Brachiopoda, Lingulata, Lingulida, Lingulidae. The record is from RefSeq and is a predicted model, not a curated record. Gene Ontology annotation, biological process: apoptotic process. Gene Ontology annotation, cellular component: mitochondrial ribosome; mitochondrial small ribosomal subunit.
CCAUGCAACAGUAAAAUGGCAGCCUCCAUGUUGAAAAACAUGAUUGUGGGCCAAAAUAAUAUUUUUCGAGUAAUAGGUUAUAGUUUUCCUCAUAAAAAAGUAUGCUUGAACCAUUACCGAUGCUGCACCAGUAUUGUGCAUGGUAAUGAUAAUGUUAGAACAGAACAGGACGUCAAACCACGUAGGCCUAGAGUUUGCAGGACAACUGUGUCAAGCCCAGCACAUCAAACAAAAGACCAAAUAGGGCAGUUUUAUACUGUUCCAGAACCAAUAGCAAAAAAAGUAUUUACAAGAGGUUGGCUUAACCCUAAGUUAUUGCAAUUGUUUGACACCUUUAAUGAAACCAGCAUAAUGGUGAGAAAACCAGCCCUAGAGAUAAUUGACUUGAUGAAAAGUGCAAAUUAUAAAGAUCCUGUUAUCAAAUAUGUAAUAUAUGGUCCCCAAGGAACAGGCAAAAGUACAACCCUGGCUCAUGUUGCACAUUAUGCCCUAGAGGAAGACUUCAUGAUUAUUCAUGUACCAUGGCCUAAACACAUUUAUCAGUUUCCUGCAACUUACCAAGAAUCAACUUAUAAGGAAGACCGUCAUGACACAUUGGUUGAGUCAUUGAAGUGGAUGAAUUCAUUCAGGAAAUUGAAUCAACAUCAUUUAGAAAAGUUGAAAACGACAAAGAAAUGUGUUUGGACAAAAAAGGAUUCAUCUUUAGAAGGAACUCCUAUCACAGAUCUGAUAGAAAUGGGGUUAGAUAGAGAGAAGCACAUCCCAGAUAUAGUUGGCAUGAUUAUCAGAGAAGUGAAAAAGCAAGCAGCAGAUUUAGGGUUAAAGGUUCUGGUGGUUGUUGAUGGUGUGAAUUCCUUAUUUCAAGAGACUACUGUAAAAGUUGCACCAGGAGAGUUUAGACCAAGUUCCCAAAUUGGGCUUGUGCAACAUUUCAUGAAGUUAUUGCAAAAUGAUUGGGCUGGUGGUGCUGUGCUACUCACGGUGGACAGAAAUGCCAGCAAGGAUGACAAGAGGGAAUCAGACUUACCUAAAUAUCUAUUGGGAAAAGAGGGUUUUGCAGUAUUGGAUCCAUUCAUACCAUUUCAAACAGAAUUAUACUCUGAAGAGGAAUUUCACAGUUGUAUAGAAUAUUUUAAGGAACGCCGUUGGCUGCAAGGAGAAAAGGGUCAAACACAAAGAGGAAUACAGCAAAUAAGAUUUCUAAGUGGUAGAAAUCCAUACUUUGUAGAAAGAGCAUGCUCUGCUUGGUGAGACUGACAAUUUCCACUUCUGAA